Messenger RNA from Trypanosoma grayi, 1425 nucleotides. RefSeq lists its product as hypothetical. The record is from RefSeq and is a predicted model, not a curated record. Gene Ontology annotation, biological process: Golgi to plasma membrane transport; exocytosis. Gene Ontology annotation, cellular component: exocyst; plasma membrane. The transcript has a single exon. Bases 1 to 1425 code for a protein of 474 amino acids. Gene Ontology annotation, molecular function: phosphatidylinositol-4,5-bisphosphate binding. NCBI's taxonomy places the organism in Eukaryota, Euglenozoa, Kinetoplastea, Trypanosomatida, Trypanosomatidae.
AUGGCUCUUGAGACGACGCUCGGUGCCGUGCUGCAGGAGGAGGAGAUACUGCACCGCUGCUUCGGCAUCGCGGCGGAGAACGGUGAUGACGUCGCAGAAGCCAACGAAGACAGCAAUAUCCGGGUCGUCACGCCAUUCAACGGUAGCGUCAUGGCGGCCUGCGAGACGGAUGCGGCUGUGCUUCUGGCGGAGUCGCUGCUGGAGUUGUUCGGAGGCGAUAAGUUGGUGCAGUUUCCGUCGAGUGGUACCGCCUCCGCGUACACCUCACCGCAGCUCCGCGGCAGCGAGGUGGAGUUCGGAAGCCGAAGCACUACCACUAACCCGGAGGCUGGUAGCAACAACGGCCGUGGGAAGCCGCAGAAGUGCUUUCUGCAGCAGCAGCUAGUGAGCUUCGCAGAGUACUGCGGGGCGAAAUGCGACCGCCUGUAUGCCGUGCCGGUGAUGGUCAUGGUGAAGGCGUACAAGCGCGACGGCACGCCCACCGCCGCAAGUGCGCUAUGCCAGCAGAUACUGCAGGCGCUUGAGCGCGUCGUGGCGUCCACCAUCUCGCGCUGCGUCGCUGAGCAGACUGCCUCCAUCGCGGCCUGCCGCAAGCGCUACGUCGUGCACCCCGCCGGCAUGCUCUGCUGCUUUACGAAGCUACCCGCCUUCGUGCAGCGCAUGGAGGCAGUGCACAACGCGCUGCCACAAGCCGUGCGCAGCCGCACAGAGUACGCCGCCGUCGCGCUGAGCUUCGUCGACCAGGCGUUCGAGGCGCUCAACUACAUCAGCAGCCUCGCCAGCCCCGAGGCGGGCGGCCACGUGCGGCUCAACCUCAUCGAAGCCAUCGCGCGGCGGGCGAACAAGCUCAUCGACGGUCUCGACACGAAGUCCAUCAAGCGCGUGUUCCUGCAGCAGUACCGCCAUCAUGCCUUCUUCUGCGCCUUCUACGCCUCACUGCCGCCGUCAAGUUACGCGGUGGAGCUGCUGCGCGAGCGCAACGACGCCUCGCUGGUGCAACGCGACCGCUACGAGGAGGUCUACCUCACCCGUGUUGUUCUCGUGAAGGACUUCCCGGAGUUCGGCACAUUUGCACUUGUCGCGGAGGACCUCGCGCAGGUGCACUCACGCGAGGAGCUGCGGCACCACAACGCGCUCUCCGUUGAGGAGGUGCGACGCAUUGUGCGGUGUCUCCCGCGGGAGGUGCGCAACGGCAUCCCGUCGAGCUCGCGGCGGAUGAAGAAGCACUUCCUCCGCGACGUGGCAGGGCGGCAGGAGGAGGAGUCCUUCCAUUGCACGCUGCUGCAGCGGGUGUGGCAGCACUUCUGCACACUGUUUUUACAGAAGAUCGACUUCUUGGAGUCGUUGCUCCGCUGGCCGCUGUACGCCGGCAUUGAGAUGCCUAUCACACAUGCCGAGAUCUCUCAACUUCUGCAGGCUGCUUGA